This is a messenger RNA of Lampris incognitus (smalleye Pacific opah), 1134 nucleotides long. RefSeq names its product protein NDRG1-like. The transcript has 12 exons. Gene Ontology annotation, cellular component: cytoplasm. Gene Ontology annotation, biological process: signal transduction. NCBI's taxonomy places the organism in Eukaryota, Metazoa, Chordata, Actinopteri, Lampriformes, Lampridae. The record is from RefSeq and is a predicted model, not a curated record. The coding region runs from base 1 to 1134 and encodes 377 amino acids.
AUGGUUUUCGAGGAUAAUGAAUACGACUCCGUGUUUGAGCCUCAGAUCACUGAGGACCAGGUCGAGACCCCGUAUGGAAAGGUCCACUGCACCCUGACAGGAACUCCAAAGGCCAAUCGACCUGGCAUCCUAACCUACCAUGACGUCGGACUAAACCACAAAUCCUGCUUUGAGACUUGGUUCAACCACGAGGACAUGAAGGAGGUCACCAAACAUUUGCCUGUCUGUCACGUGGAGGCACCUGGCCAGCAUGUGGCUGCCAACACCCUGUCUUCCGAGUAUACCUACCCUUCUGUGGACCAGCUGUCUGAAACACUGCCCACCGUCCUCAAACACUUCGGGUUUCGUAGUGUCGUUGGAAUCGGGGUUGGAGCAGGGGCCUACAUCUUGGCCAAAUUCGCUCUUAACCACCCUGACCUGGUGGAGGGUUUGGUUCUGAUCAACAUCAACCCCAACUCUGAAGGACUGAUAGACAGUGUGACACACAAGAUAAGUGGAUGGACCACCACUCUGCCCGACACAAUCAUCUCUCACCUAUUUGGAAAGGAGGAAAUCCAGACAAACCAUGACCUCAUCGGUACAUAUCGCCACCACAUCACCACGUCAAUGAACCAAUCCAACGUGGCUCAGUUCCUCCGCUCCUACAACAGCCGAUACGCUCUGGACAUCGAGAGGCCUGUCCCUGGAGGCAACAUUAACGUCAGGACACUCAAGUGCAGCACGCUGGUUGUUGUGGGAGAUAACUCUCCUGCUGUGGAAGCCGGGGUUGACUGCAAUUCUAAACUCAACCCCACCAAGACCACACUCCUCAAGAUGGCAGACUGUGGAGGACUUCCUCAGGUUGACCAGCCAGCCAAAUUGACCGAAGCUGUCAAAUACCUUAUUCAGGGCCUGGGAUACAUGUCCUGUGCAAGCAUGACGAGACUGGUUCGCUCUCGGACAUCCUCCGGAUCUAGCAUCACAUCCUUCGAUGGCUCCCGGAGCCGUGCGCAUAGCGAGCUGCAGCGUGGUCGUGCGCAUACACACACCUCCGACGGGCAGCGUGGGCGCUCCCACACGGACGUCUCCAUGGAAAGCGUCACCAGCAGGAACAUGGACCAGGGCAUCACCAAGACCAUAGAGAUUUCCUGCUAG